AACUCCAAUUAAUGUUUAACAAGCUAGAAUGGUCCGAUGGGACAAUAGUGGCGUGAUCCGGCACAUCCACGCCCAAAAGAUUUCGGGAAGCACGUGAAAGUCUGAGGGGGGGAGUGGCAACACCGAGCGUGUGUGCGAGGGGAGCAUUUACCAUUCGCCGCAGCUGGCGGAGCAGACUGUGCCCGGCUCCCCGCGCAGCUCAGCUCAGCUCAGCUCGCGCGCCAGCCGGCCAGGUUCUAGGCUCAGCCCGCGCGCGCCAGUCGGGUUCUAGGCUCCGAGCCCUGGGUUCUAAGGCGCCCUGCAGCAUGGGCCGCCACCCCCGCGCGCUGCUGCUGCUGCUGGGCGCCCGGGCUCUGCUGGCCCCCGGCGCCGCUGCGGAGGAUGAGCCGGACGAGGAGGCCGAGCUGGUGCUGUCCUUCCCCUCGGAGGAGGAGAACCAGACGGAGGUCGGAAAGCCGCUGGGCUCGGCCGCUUUCUACAGGACGAACAAGGACAUGUGGAGAUUACCUGGCCAGUACAUAGUGGUGCUGAAGGAGGAAACUCAUAAAUCCCAGACAGAGAGAACCAUCCGCAGGCUGCAAGCUCAGGCAGCGAAGCAUGGCUACCUAACCAAAAUCCUGCACAUCUUCCAGGAUCUGUUCCAGGGCUUUGUCGUUAAGAUGAGCAGUGAUGUGCUGGAUAUGGCGUUGAGGCUGCCGCACGUGGAUUACAUCGAAGAGGACUCCUACGUUUUUGCUCAGAGCAUUCCCUGGAACCUCGAUAGGAUUGUCCCAGCACAGCGCAAGUCUGGAGAAUAUAACCCUCCCAAUAAAGGAGAUCUGGUCGAGGUUUACCUACUAGACACCAGCAUCCAGAGCAACCACCGGGAGAUAGAGGGAAGAGUCUUUGUGACUGAUUUUGAGAACGUGCCAGAAGAGGAUGGCACACGCUUUCACAGACAGGCCAGCAAGUGUGACAGCCAUGGGACCCAUAUGGCUGGGGUGGUGAGUGGCAGGGACGCUGGCGUGGCGAAGGGAGCCAGUGUGCGCAGCCUUCGCGUGCUGAAUUGCCAAGGCAAGGGCACAGUCAGCGGGACCCUGAUUGGCCUGGAGUUCAUCAAGAAGACCCUGACUGCCCAGCUCUACAGCCCCCUAGUGGUGCUGCUCCCCUUUGCCGGAGGCUACAGCCGUGUUCUGAAUGCAGCUUGUCGGCUGAUGGUGCAGACAGGGGUGGUAAUGAUAGCUGCAGCUGGCAACUACAAGGAGGAUGCCUGCUUGUACUCCCCUGCGUCUGAACCGGAGGUGAUCACUGUCGGGGCAACCGAUUUCCAGGACCAGCCUGCCUCCAUGGGAACCUUAGGAACAAACUUUGGCCGGUGCGUGGAUGUCUUUGCCCCCGGUGACGAUAUCAUCGGGGCCUCAAGUGACUGUAGUACUUGCUUCACUUCCCAGAGUGGGACAUCCCAGGCUGCUGCACAUGUAGCAGGCCUCGCAGCCAUGGUUCUGAACACCGACUCCACGCUGACGCUCUCUGAGCUGAGGCAAAGGCUAAUUCAUUUCUCCACCAAAAAUGUGAUCAAUGAGGCUUGGUUUCCUGAAGACCAGAGGUUGGUCACACCCAACAGAGUGGCAGGACUGCCCAGCAAACUCACCACAGAGGAGCAGCUGUACUGCCGCUCCAUGUGGUCUGCCCAGUCCGGGCCGAUGCGCUCCGCGACAGCCAUCGUGCGCUGCAGUGGGAACGAGGAGAUGCUGAGCUGCUCCAGCUACUCCCCGAACGGCAAGCGGCGAGGAGAGCGUAUCGAGGUUCAUGGAGGCGGGAAGCAGUGUGUGGCCCACAAUGCAUUUGGUGGCCAUGGUGUCUAUGCUAUAGCGAGGUGUUGCAUUUGGCCCAAAGCUGACUGCCAGACUCACACCAGUUCCCAGGUUGCGGAUGGUACUUUGACAGCCGGAGUGGGGUGCUCCAAGGAGAACCACGUUUUGACAGGCUGUAGCUCCCAUUCUCUUGCUGGAGAGUUUAGUGACAGUGUCAGACCCGUUCUCGGGAUGGAGACCGGACAGCACCGAUGCGUUGGUAGAGUGGAUGUGGCCGUGCAUACUUCCUGCUGCCACGCCCCCAGCAUUGAAUGCAAGGUGAAGGAACACUCACCUAUGGGCUUCCAAGAAAAGGUGGCAGUGUCCUGUGGUGAUGGCUGGACUCUGACCGGCUGCAAUGCGUAUUCCUGGGGUCCUGGCACCCUUGGCGCCUACGCUGUGGAUGACACUUGCGUGGUAACAAGUGCCCUUGGGGGCAAAGGGGCAGCCUCCAUUGCCAUCUGCUGCAGAAGCAGACAUUUGGAAGCUGACAAGCACAGUUCCAACUACUAGUGAGGACCCUGCCUGUGGCUACCAGGUGCUCCUGCUGGGACAAAUCUGACAUUCCACCAAGACACAUUCCAAAACCAUCACCUUUCUGGAUUGCAGAGCUCAGGCUACUUCUCCCUUUGGCUAGUGCUGCCUGAUUAAACAAGAAUCAGUCAUUGCUUGCAAGUGGGAGUCAUAACACACCUACAACGUAAAGGCCAUUUGUGUCUGGAUACUCUCGAUCCCAGUGCCGUGAGGAUGAGUGGGUUUUUUCCUCUCUUCUUCCAUGGAACCGCCUAAUUUACUGCAUAUGCAUUCUAGCAGGGCGACAUUUGGUAAGAAGUCCCAUCAAACAGUAACCGAAACAACUCCUGCAUAUAAAGCAGCUACGUUAGAAUCUGUGUCAGUCAAGGGCUUUGAGGGUGACUUGUGGUGGUGUAUUUUAUUGCACCAAGUCAGCAACCCCCUUCCCUGUUCUCAGCGAAGUUUGCUAGGUACCUUUGUUUUCUCUGCAGCAUUCUGUGGGUAUUUGUGUUACCACCUCAUUCUUUUUCUGCACUUGAAGCCAGAUUUUCCCUCCUGCUUUAGCCUCUGUGAACGGCUGUGGCAGUGAUGGGCCAUGAAAGACCAGGAUUUGGUAAGGGGAAAAGAUCCUCUAGUGCAGAAAGUGAUGGGUGGGGUGAUGCUGUCGGGCAGAAGUGGGGAGCUGAAGCCCCAGAGCCUCAUGGGCUGAUUAGGAAAGCCAGAUCCAGUCUAUGGGCUCUACCUGGUGGGGAAGAGACUCCAUGCGCUGCAGCUCCUCCUCCGUUAGUGCAGUAAAGCACUGCCUGGAGGGCCCCCCCAUGUACUAGCCUGGACCCUCCAACACUCUACAGUGCAAGGGGAAUGCCUUCUGCCUGUGGCCAUAUCACUGAGGUAGGUUUUUUGCUUCUCACUCUGAUACAGCUCCUGCCUGGGGGUGUGGUGGUUUUUUUUUUUGUGGGUCAGGGGCUCCCAACCCUAAAGAUUCCUCACCCCUGCUGUAGGGGGCUGCCAUAAUCUCUCCUUGGAGAUGGAGCUGCCAGCUCUGCUGCCAGGGCUGAGAAUCAGGGAUCAAAAUGUGCCUUAAAGCCACCAUAGUCCCCAUGGGGCUGUGACUGUGCAGUCAGACUGGUCUUCCAGGAGAUGCCCCACAGGGCCUGCGCUGUCUGACUUGCAAUUAGCCCAAAAACCCUGCAGGGAUUUUAUUUUUUACGUAUCUUAGGAUCUUUCUGUAACUCCUUUCCUCCAAGCAGCGCUCUAUGUGCCUUACAAACCCUGGCUCUAGCAGCCAUUGCUCUCAAAGGUGCAAAGUGAAGCUUCUGUGCACAGUGGAGCAGCAUCAGCAGAACCAUGGCCUCCUCCAGCAGGCUGCUGCAGAAAUGGGCAAGGGUGGUGGUAAGGGAAUUAUUCUCUUCCUCCCCCCCAAAAACCCACCAGAGAGGAACAUCAGGGAUUAGCCCACACUGGCAGGAAUUUGGCCCUGUCCUCCACUAGGUCUCCCAGCUGGAAGUCCUCCCAGGCCAUACCAUCCCCAUGCACAGAUCACUCAGUGCAUGGAGGUCUUCUGUGCAGGUCCCAGGUUUGGGAUGUGUGGAGGCUUGAAGGAGGCAAGUGUUGCUGAAGUGACUGAACCACCUUCUUUUAGAAGAUCAUGCACGAAGCAUAGUACAGCCUGUCCUGUGUGAAUUCUUGAGACAGCCUCUUGGCCAGUAAGAACUGGACUGAAACCACCACUUCAAGUUCUCUAUGACUUAAGCAGAGAUGAGUUGGUAACCACUACCCUGAUGAAUGCAGUGUGAAUUCCUAGGAAGAGUAUUGAGGCUAAUCUACAUCAUCUGUAACUCAGCCAGGCUUGGUUUAUGUCACUACAAUCCCUAAACCACUGCCUCACAAUGCACUGAGAUAGUCAGCAUAGUAUACUAGUGAUCUUCAUAGGCUGUUCAUUUCUGUCACCAUGCAGUUUAAGACAAAACCAGAAUCUCUGUAACCCCAUGCAUUGUCAAUGUGGCUUUAUUGCUUGUUAGAUUUCAACUAGACAAUCUAGGUUAGCACUUCUUGCAGCUUUGACUUUCCCACCCACUUCCAAAAGUUAGCCUAACAGCAUAGCAAAUAAACUCCAGCAUGUGCUCAGUCAAGCUUGUAACCUCUAGUUUAACAGCUUGUUUAAUCAGAUUUUAAUCUUAUUUUUUUGGCAGCUGUUACUUACUAGCUUUUUAAAGAGCAAAAGAAAUUUAAACUAAAAAUGUCAACCUACUGUACUGCUUUAAGUAGUCUCCUUUCAGGUUCGCCCUUGGGGAAGUGUAUAUGGUUGAAGUAAUGUGCUGUAAUUCACUGUUUUUUAUAAAGAGCUUUCAUGGUACUGUGGUUUUUACAUCUGUAUCUUGAAAAUAUUUAUUCAAGUUUUAUAAACAGCAUUUUAUAAGUGUCUUUUUAAAAUAAAAAUGUAUGCCCCUGCUUGGAGUUCUUCUAUCUACUCAGCAGUCAGUGUGAAAUGGCAGGAGAUUAAAGCUGGAGGUGACCCAUUGUUCACACUGCUGCAUACAAUCAUCCUCUUAACAGGGAACAGGUCUGGUGCAAACCAUUGAUAUUGACAAGAAAGGAGACAUCAGGUCACUCACACAGCUGCAAGGGAGGUUAGACUUAGGUACAGGACCAUGAGCCAGAAUUCAGGCUUGGAGUCUAGGCUCUGUGGUACAGCUACAGGGAGUACGCAAAAUCGGCUCACACUAGUGCACUUAAUAGUAAGUCAGGUGUGGGCUGGUGCUCUGGUGGGCUUUACAGUGACAUUCUGGCUCAGGUAAAGUUCAGGCAGUACUAUUUUCAGCUGACUACAUGGACCCACAGUGGGCUGGGUCAUUCCCAACUGCAGCAUUAUCCAUUCUGUGCCCUUCUGACUGGGUAGCACUACACAACCUCCCACAAGAGGUACCAGUAGGGCAAAGUUACUGACCUGUACCCUGCAAGCUGUUAGCCCAUGGGAAGAAUGUGUUACUUCUGCUACAGGAAGUAAGAGUUACACAGGUUUACCAAUAUGCAGCAGUACUGGUGAAUGAGCUGUAUAAACCUUGUUUUGCUUUAAAUAAGACCUUCCAGUUAAUAGCAGAGGGUGUUUUCCCUUUG
Pelodiscus sinensis (Chinese soft-shelled turtle) is the source of this 5462-nucleotide messenger RNA. It is a transcript of the gene PCSK9, whose product is annotated as proprotein convertase subtilisin/kexin type 9. Gene Ontology annotation, biological process: proteolysis. NCBI's taxonomy places the organism in Eukaryota, Metazoa, Chordata, Testudines, Trionychidae. The record is from RefSeq and is a predicted model, not a curated record. Gene Ontology annotation, molecular function: serine-type endopeptidase activity.